Daphnia carinata is the source of this 1374-nucleotide messenger RNA. Its product is annotated as WD repeat-containing protein 91-like. Lineage: Eukaryota; Metazoa; Arthropoda; Branchiopoda; Diplostraca; Daphniidae. The transcript has 6 exons. Bases 41 to 892 code for a protein of 283 amino acids. The record is from RefSeq and is a predicted model, not a curated record. Gene Ontology annotation, molecular function: phosphatidylinositol 3-kinase regulator activity; protein binding. Gene Ontology annotation, cellular component: early endosome membrane; late endosome membrane; extrinsic component of endosome membrane. Gene Ontology annotation, biological process: early endosome to late endosome transport.
CCAAAUGUUUAUGUUCGAUGUUUUGUAGGAGUAAUGAAAAAUGUCGUGCGUUCAGCAAAUGGAUGAAUUGGUAAAAGAAUACCUCUUGUUCAGGGGUUUCACAUCAACUGUACGUGCUCUAGAUACAGAGGUGAAAUCUGAAAAAGAUAAGGCUUUUCGGCCAGAUAAAAUAGUCGAGCAAUUUGUUCACUAUAUUACCUUGUAUGACUUGCAUGGGCUUAAAGAUUAUUGGAAUCAUUUUGACCAGUCUGUGUUUGAACGACUGGACCAGAAUUUCAUGCCAGCCAUUAAGAAAAUGGAGAAUUCACUGUUGCGAAUGUAUCUAAUUAAUGCAUGUGUCAAUGGUAAACAAGAGAAAAUCCAUGAGUUUUUUGAAAAACUUGGUUAUGAAUUACAACAUCAACUUGAAUGGAAAGACUGGUUUGCCUUACCUUUCAUAAAAAAUCCAGAAGAAAAUCCCACAUACAUGGUUUAUUUUACUCGACAAUGGCAGGACACAAUGCUAAUUUCUUUGCAUAAUUUAUUAGCUAUUUCCUUCCAGUGCUUACCUCAGCCAAAACUGACUACAUACCAUGAAGAGGCAGCGCGCGUUACUCGCCUGCAAGCUGAAAAUGAUCAACUGAAGUCGAAGUUGGCCAGAUCAAAUGUUUGCGAUUCUCGUGAGUCCUGCAGUGCUAACAUACUUUCAUCAGAUACUUUGCCUCCUGGUCUUGAUCUGAUAGAUGAAUUUUAUCUCAUUCCUGUUGACACAUCGCCAGCUGACAGUCACAGUCGCUCCUUCAGGAGUUUUAUACGUGGUUUUGGGACGAACAGUACAGGACUCGGUGGUUCACUUAACACAUCUCCGCUUGCUGGUCGAAGGGCUUCUUCUUCCCCUAUGAAUCGACUCUGAUCGGAAACACGGCAGUCAAGUGACAACUUAAAACUAUAGCCUCGUCUUUUUUUUUGUACUGAAUUUGUCGAAAUUGAACGUGAUGAUCCUAGUUUGACCGGGAGUAAAAAAAUUUUACGUUAAAACUUUUUUACGUUAAAGGAAAAGAUUACCUAUGGGUCAACAGAUGUAUUCUAGAAAAUCAACAACGUCACAAAGGUACUAUACAGAUACAACUGUAUCUCGGUGUCCGUGAAGUCGAGAAAAAGUUUAGGGAUCAGAUGAAAACAUUUAUACAUUAGUUGAGGAGAUAUUAACCUAUUCAAUUAGGAUGUGUGUGAUGCUCCUUCGGAAAAACGAUUGUCUAAAGGAGUAUUGCGACGGAAUUCAAAGAUCUAUAUCAGGAUUUUCACCUACUAGAACUGAACACAGUCCUAAACGUGAGAUUCCAAUGUGGCCAUAUGUCUCCAAAAAACAAUUACAGAGUGAAACAGGAAGAAGAA